AUGGACGAAGUGAAAGCUCUGAAAAUUCUGGAUAGAUUAUCCCAUGUAAAUAUUGAUAAUCCGGAUCUAGCAACUCUGUCGAGGAAUGGGGUCUUGCUUGACCGCUCACUUUAUUCGCUUCCGGAUUGUGCAGUGCGUCGUCGUUUUUUUUCUAUCGUUGAAUGUUUCCUUAUUAGCUUGUGGCAGAAAAGCUGUUUUGGUUAUAAACAUUUGGGUGAGGAGACGCAUCACGUAGUUUCCGUAUUUGGCAUUUUGAAAGAUAUUGUGUUGGAAAUUUGUUUCAGUGCCGACACCGUAUGGUUUGGUGGUGAACAGUUAUGCCUUAAAACAAAUCCACUGAAUAAUGCAAUAGUGUUCCUCAGUUGCUGUUGGCAUGCAGCUGCACUUGUUAUCAAUAUAUGCAAUACUAGUGAAAUUCAGGAUUUAUUAAAAACUUCGACUCGAUUGAUUCCACAGCAUAGUUGUUUGUCAAUAGCCUUAUUGACGCAGGAUGAAAGAUGCCUUUCUACUGCUGUUGCAUUCUUGCGUAUGGAAACUGCUGAAAUUGACACACCACCUCAGCUUAAAGCCAUGCGGUUGUUCCGGCACACUUUAUUUUCAAUCGCUUAUGACCAUAAGGUAAUUCUGGAUUGGCUCUAUUCAGAAUUUGCCGCUGUACCCUUUGUAUUGCGUCUCCUCAAAAUGCUGAUCAAACAACAGAAGGAUGACGAUAAGCAACAGUAUAGCAGUUUUUCGUGUUUGCAAUGUAAUGAAAGAAACAAGAAAACUCGGUUUAUUCGGAGCAAAACGAUUUCUUCCGGUGAUGGUCUAACUCUUUGCAUUCAACAACUGCAUGGAGAUUUACCCGUCACUACCUCCUAUACAUUCUCCAAGAUCGAAAGAGAAGUAUGUCUGAUGGUGCCUGAACCAAGUGAAGAAGAAUCAGGCGAUCAGCAAAUUGUGAAAUGUUUCGAGAACUUACGAGCUUCUUGUAUACGUUUGCAAAAUUCGGGUGAUGCCCCGUUUAAUGUGAUGCCCAUAAUUCGCAUUAUUGAGCAGCUGCGGAAGGCACGAAUUGAUUCUGGACCUGGAGUUAACAUAUUUAGGCGAUGCGUUGGUUUGCGUUGUGGAGGUGCGCUGUCACGUGGUGGUGUUGAGGGUUUAGUGGUCCUAACAAUGUCGUCAUCUGGAAGCGAUCGUCAUCGAUCAAAAAGUCAUUCUCCUAGAAGUGAACGAUCUGACUCACGUAGCAAUACACCACCUCGUCGUCGUAGCCGUUCAAGAUCAGUUGAUCGUGCCGCUGAGCAGCUUGGUCGGCUUCAUAUAUGUAACUUCGAUGAGAGUUUGAGAAAAGACGAUCUGAAAGAUGCAUUCGGCAAAUUUGGCGACAUCGAUAAUGUUUGGUUAGCGUCUUAUCCACCGCUGUUUGCUUUUGUGACAUUCAAAGCGAAGGAAGAUGCUGUUGAUGCGCUGAAAGAGAUGAAUAAUGCGUACAUUGGCAGAAACAAGAUUAAGGUGGCUACAGCUCAUCCACCAAGAAAACCAGGUGAACGUGGUCCACCUCGUCGCUAUGGUGGUGGCGGUUAUCGAGGAGGUGGUGGUCCACGUUCAUAUGGUGGAUAUGGUAGUAGGGGCGGUGGAUAUGGUGGAGGAGGUUACGGAGGACGAUCAGGAAGUUCUCGCUCGUAUGGUGGAGGCGGUUAUCGAAGCAGUUACAGUGGCAGCGGAAAUGGUAGUGAUCGAAGGAGUGGCAGUAAUCGAUACAGUGAUCGCCGUUGA
Messenger RNA from Brugia malayi, 1758 nucleotides. RefSeq names its product RNA recognition motif domain containing protein. Gene Ontology annotation, molecular function: RNA binding. NCBI's taxonomy places the organism in Eukaryota, Metazoa, Nematoda, Chromadorea, Rhabditida, Onchocercidae. Gene Ontology annotation, cellular component: nuclear speck. The transcript is spliced from 14 exons. The coding region runs from base 1 to 1758 and encodes 585 amino acids. Gene Ontology annotation, biological process: mRNA splicing, via spliceosome. The record is from RefSeq and is a predicted model, not a curated record.